Messenger RNA from Vicia faba (fava bean), 912 nucleotides. The record is from the annotation of a GenBank genome assembly. NCBI's taxonomy places the organism in Eukaryota, Viridiplantae, Streptophyta, Magnoliopsida, Fabales, Fabaceae.
AUGGAAAAUGGAUUACCCUUACUUCAUUCUCUCUUGCAGCAUACUCUAAGAACCACUUGCUCAUUUCCUACUUCUUCAACUUCUUCCAAAUGGGUCUAUGCUGUUUUUUGGAGAGUUGUACCAAGAAACUUUCCUCCACCAAGGUGGGAAUUUGGAGGGACUUCUCUUGAUCGUUCCAGGGGAAAUAAAAGAAAUUGGAUUAUUGUAUGGGAAGAUGGAUUUUGUGAUUUUAAUGAAUGUGAGCAAAGGAAAAAUGGAUACAUGAAUGAAAGAUUUGGAGCUGAUGUAUUCUUCAAAAUGUCUCAUGAAGUUUACAGUUAUGGAGAAGGAUUAGUGGGGAAAGUUGCAGCAGAUAAUAGUCACAAAUGGAUUUAUAGUGACACUCAAAAUGGAUGUGAAUCUAACUAUACUGGUCCAUGGAAUGCUUCAAUUGAUCAUCAUCAACCAAAGGCAUGGGGGGUUCAGUUAAAUUCAGGCAUUCAGACUAUUGCUCUCAUUGCUGUCAAAGAAGGCUUAGUACAACUUGGUUCAUUUAACAAGAUUGCAGAAGAUCUUGAUAUAGUGCUCAACAUACAAAGGAAAUUCAGCUACCUCCAAACAAUACCAGGACUAUUUUCAAUUCAAAGACCACCAUACACACCCUUUCAACAUCCAUAUAUUACAAAACCUAAUUUCCAAAUCAUUGAAAACAAUGAAAUUUCUAAGAACCAAGUGACCAAACUCAGCAAUCUACAUGAAGAAAGAUCCAACUAUUUAUCCAUGCUUUCCAUAAACUUAGGUAGAAAUAUUCCUCCACAAAAUGGAACAUCAAUUCCUCCUCUUUGGUCACCUCAACCUUCUUUACCAAGCAAUCACAAAGUAAAGAUUGAAGAAGGAACAUUUCAUAUUGAUGAUUAUGCUCCUAACUCUUAA